CUCCGCUCCUCUCCCGUCGUGGCCCCGGCCUCCCCGCCGGGCCCCGAACUCGCCCGAGCCUCGGCGUGAGGCCCCCUCGGCCGGCGGCGGAACGGAGCCAUGUGGCGCAUGCGUGGUGGCGCCAGCCGGCACGGGCGCGGCGGCGGCUGCGGCGGCGGUGGGGCCUUAGGCGGCGCGGCCGGCCGGGGCCUGGGCCGCCCGGCUCGGCUCCGAGGCGGCGGCUGCGGCUGCGGCGGCGGCGUGGGCUGGUGCGGCCGGGCGGGCGGCGCCCGACAGCAGCUGGAGGAGCGGUUCGCCGACCUGGCCGCUAGCCACCUGGAGGCCAUCCGCGCGCGGGACGAGCGGGACCGGCAGAACGCGCGACUCCGCGAGGAGAACGCCCGGCUGCGGCUCGAGAACCGGCGGCUCAAGCGCGAGAACCGCAGUCUCUUCCGCCAGGCGCUGCGGCUGUCCGGCGACGGAGGCGGUGGCGGCGACGACGACGCGGCGGCCGCGGGCUGCGAGGAGGCCAGAACGAACCACAGGCCGGCACGAGGAGGAGGCGGAGGCGGCGGAGGCGGCGGCGGCGGCUCCGAGGAGGAGCUCAUCACCGCCAGGGCCUUGAGGGCCCGCCUGGAAAAGCUGGAGGCCAUGUACCGCCGGGCGCUGCUGCAACUGCAUCUGGAGCAGCGUGGGCCGCACUCGCGUGACGACAAGGAGGAGCCGCCACCGCAGCUCGAAGCCGCCCCGAGCCCUCCGGGCCCGGAGCCGGCGUCGGAGGAGCCCCAGGAGUCGGGGCUGUAGCCCG
Messenger RNA from Sorex fumeus (smoky shrew), 787 nucleotides. RefSeq names its product tumor suppressor candidate 1 (gene TUSC1). NCBI's taxonomy places the organism in Eukaryota, Metazoa, Chordata, Mammalia, Eulipotyphla, Soricidae. The record is from RefSeq and is a predicted model, not a curated record. The transcript has a single exon. Bases 100 to 783 code for a protein of 227 amino acids.